AUGACAAAGAUGGCGCAGCACACUGUCGCGUAAAGUCCUGCGUUUUCCUGCGGAUUACAUCGCGCAUUCGGGUGCUGCCGCCCAAAGGACAGCGAGGCGAAUCCCCGUGACAUCCCUUACUCUGCAUGAACUGUGCGUGUGGCCGUUUUUGGACGGACAGAUGGCGGUUUGGGGAGAUUUAGGUCGGAACGUGCUGUUCCUGUUAGGUCAAGUACAAAGGCGAGGACUGCACGGAGGCAGCGGAUUUGGUAGGUGCAAAACUUCAGUUCGGUGCAUGACCCAGGCCGCCCACCAACCCGAACCCGAGCCCGACGACAAUGAGCACAUCAGCAAAAAGUUCGUCAACAGAAACCCCCGGAAUCUGGAGCAGAUGGCGUUAGCGGUGAAGGACAGAGGCUGGUCUACAGUGUGGCCAUCCCGUCAGUGCUAUCACAGGCUGGAGUUCUCCCGCUCUCAGCACCACGUGACAGCGCAGGUGUUCUCGCCGGGCUCGGUGGCGCCGGUGCUGUCCUGCUCCACGCGGGAGUGGGCCGUGAAGCGGGAGGUGGGCUCCAUGCGGGCGGUGGCAGCCUGCCAGGCGGUGGGGGAGGUGCUGGCCCAGCGCUGCCGGGAGGCCGGUCUGCUCCGCCUCAGCUUCCGGGCCAUCCCCUGGCAGUUCCGCUCGCAGGCGGUGCAGAAGUUCUGGACAGCCAUGAAAGAGGGCGGGAUCACUCUCAGCGAACCCAGGCGGAAAUACGUCUGAUUGGACUUUACAGCGCAAUUGACUGUUCCACAGACAGACGCACCGUAUGGCAGAUUUUUGUAAAGAAGAUGCUGAAGAACUCUCGAGUUCCAAUAAAUAAUGUCCCCUUAUAAGGCUCUUUAAAUCAUUUCUUCUCCUCAAAUGUGAGGUGGCAUGCGUGCGUUCGUAAAAAUAUACAUCAGCAUUCUCCCAGGAAUACGUUACUCUCAGGCUGACCUUGGCAGUGGAUUUAGGUCCUCUGCAAGCAAUGCUGUACACAAGCUGAUAAGGAACUUGGGUCACACAAAAUUAAACUGCAGGCUGUACACCCUGUCGGACGGAACAAAUCGAGAAGGUCCAUGUGAGGGUGGGUACUUGCUGGGUGGCUCCAAAAUUUAAGCCCUUGGUUAUCGCCACGGUGAUAAAACAUAGUUUUUGUUUAAGUGGUAGAGUGAGAGAAAAGUCAAUGCUAUCGACCCUGAACUUGCAACUAUAUGCAACUACAUGCAAUACAGAAAUAUUGACAUUGCCGUUUUUAAGUGUGGUCUAGACUGUCUGUACUGUCCUGCUUUCAGUGCUUAAUGUACUUAUGAAUUUUUUAAAACUUUCCCUACUUUUAAGUCAUAUUAAACAUCCACAGAAACAAAAAUGUAAAAUGUGAUGUUUGAAAAAGAAAAAUAAACCCUCAAAUAAAUUCACCAUUAAACGUUAACUUGCCUUCUCUGCAGCCGUCACAGCUGAUUGGCUCUCAGCUCAUGUUCCUUC
Molecule: messenger RNA, 1486 nt
Organism: Megalops cyprinoides (Indo-Pacific tarpon)
Lineage: Eukaryota; Metazoa; Chordata; Actinopteri; Elopiformes; Megalopidae
Gene: mrpl18
Product: mitochondrial ribosomal protein L18
Exons: 4
Coding region: 161-742 (193 amino acids)
Biological process (GO): translation
Cellular component (GO): ribosome; mitochondrion
Molecular function (GO): structural constituent of ribosome; 5S rRNA binding
Source: RefSeq, a predicted model, not a curated record